Messenger RNA from Aethalodelphis obliquidens (Pacific white-sided dolphin), 1676 nucleotides. RefSeq names its product oocyte-secreted protein 2-like. The record is from RefSeq and is a predicted model, not a curated record. Lineage: Eukaryota; Metazoa; Chordata; Mammalia; Artiodactyla; Delphinidae. The transcript has 4 exons. Bases 546 to 1142 code for a protein of 198 amino acids.
AGCAAAUAAUUUCAAGGCUUGACCCGACUAGAGUAACUAGAACAAUUUAUGGAAGAAUUAACAGAGAAGAAUUUGUGGAUUUUCUUGAGGUCAAGAAAGACGGUUUUUCUUUAGGUCUCUGUCUCAGGGAUUAAAGUCACUUUAUCAUCUCUGCUGCUGAUUCUUCCACAGCCAAACCCGUAGAAAUUAAGAAAUAAGAGUCUUUUGAUUUCAAAUAUGUAUGAUUUAGGUUAUUCAGCAUAUUAGAUGACACCUGAAAAUUACCUAGUGAAAAGAGUUUUCUGUGCUUUCAUUUUUUUGCAAGUGUGUGCCUUGCCAGCUUCUCAGAUGAUUUUAACAGGCCUCAGGCACACACAGUUAUCAGUUAGCACUUUUCACCUGAUGGGCCUCUUUGAGCAUUGGGGUUGGGGUAAUCAGGAGAGUCUCAGGUUUUAGUUGGUUGACACUGUGGAAACCACCCCGUGGGUGAUCUAACGAAGUAGCAAAAUGAAGGCAGCUGAGCAUGGGAUGCCAUUAUAAAAUCACUUAAGCUGUUCCCACUUCCUAUGUCCCAAGGAGUCCUGGGCUGGGGGUCUGCUCACAUGGAGGUCUCUAUGGCUUCAGAAAUCUUGAUUCUCCUUGCUGCCUUGAUUUGGCCUUGUGCUGAGAACAUCAACGUGAAAAUAAGUUGUUCUAUGGACUGGCUGAUGGUCUCUGUAAGCCCAUGUGCAAACAGCAGCAAUUUGUAUAUAUUUGCUGAUGAAUUAUAUCUGGGAUCGGGUUGCCCUGUGCCUCGGAUACAAACAUAUGCCUAUGAUUUUAUAUACCCUGUGCAUGACUGUGGGAUCAGGACAAAGGUUGUUUCAGAGGAUACUCUCCUUUUUCAAACAGAGGUGUACUUUAACCCUAGGAAUAUACAUUGUGACCAUCAGAAAAUCCCUUUGGAAUGUUCUGCCUCUAGGAAAUCAGUGUGGCUUACACCAGUUUCUACAGAUAAUGAAAUAAAUAAAAUUGGAUCCUUUAUUCCUGAUUUUGAGACAACAGCAGAAGAGUUAGGAUUAUUAAAUUCUAGUCAAACUGACUCCAUAUUUACAGAGAAAUCGAAACUUGGAAAUUGGGCUCAUGAAUUUUGUUGGAAAAACAAUGGUUUUAUACAAAAAUAAUUGCUAUAAACCUUUCUUUAGGUAUCUGAUCCCUAAAACCCCUAAUUCAGUGAAGGUCCUGAUUCAGUGAAGGUGAAUUUUUAGAUACUUUUAUUUAUUAGGGAUAUGUCUUAUUAAUUUAAUGUUGACUAUCAGAUAAUCCUAUUACCCAUUAAAUUUUAUUUUUAGUUCUAUAGAGUAGAUUCAGAAAUAGGUCUUCAAUGACAACAGGAUUUAAUUGAUACAAACCUCCAAUAAAUAUUUUCUAAAUACAGUUUUUUGAAGAAUAGAAAAAUAGAGAUAGGUAUGUAAAUGUGCUAGAGACUAAAAUUUAACAUACUAACUCCCAGGAAAGCCAAAGUCCUUUUAUAAUGAAGAUAGUUUAACUUGUGUGUCUUUUCCUAAUUAAUUAGUAAAGUUGAGUCUUAAAAGUAAUUGAAUAUACUUCAUAUUUGAUUAUUAAAGAAGGAAAUUAGGGGCUUCCCUGGUGGCUCAGUGGUUGAGAGUCUGCCUGCCGAUGCAGGGGACACGGGUUCGAGCCCUGAUCUGGGAGGA